Nerophis lumbriciformis (worm pipefish) is the source of this 2827-nucleotide messenger RNA. RefSeq names its product endoglin, like (gene engl). Gene Ontology annotation, biological process: transforming growth factor beta receptor signaling pathway; regulation of transforming growth factor beta receptor signaling pathway; epithelial to mesenchymal transition. The record is from RefSeq and is a predicted model, not a curated record. NCBI's taxonomy places the organism in Eukaryota, Metazoa, Chordata, Actinopteri, Syngnathiformes, Syngnathidae. Gene Ontology annotation, molecular function: transforming growth factor beta receptor activity; transforming growth factor beta binding; glycosaminoglycan binding.
AUGCCUUCACUGUCAGGGAUAAGAUGGAUUGUUUUGGGUCUGCUUCUCUGGAGGAAACAGGCAGCGCGGGCUAAGGAGCCGCGAUGCUCUUUGGCUCGAGUUGGAGCGCGCCACCCGGUUGAGGCUCUGCUGGAGAGGUUUGAAGCCGGUCCAGGCUGCGCGGCCAGAGAGCGUGGAGAUAAGGAGACUCACGUCAUCGCAGUGGGGAGAGGAACAAAUGGACCUGACAACACGGUCACAGUCCUGCUGAAGCCCUUGUCUCUGACCCAAACGGAUCUAAGAACAGUUCACUUGCUACUCAGCUCUAAACGACCAAUCAGCUGGCAGCUAGAAAUUGAGAAACUUCCCCUUGACCUCUCUGUGCUCGUAACGGUGUCCUCAAACUCUAGCGUACAGUCCCACACUCUCCAGCUGCACGUCCAGCCGUUGCAUUGGCUCCCUUUCCGCCCACGUGCGCUGUACCGCUGGGCUCUGAAACACCAUGGCCACAUGUCGUCUCUGACACACGUCACUCAUGGAAACCGAGUCUAUGUCCGACUGGGAGAGGAUGUGACUCAGCCUCCUGUAUGCCAGCUUCAGUCCAUGUUUCUCUCCAAAAACUACAUGAACUCUAACCUGCAGCCACAAGAAAUCCAAGGCUGUGGUAAUUCCACAGCAGGUGGAAUCAACCAAGAGGUCCAUGUGCUAAAACUCCAUUCAGCAGGCUCGGGACUCUGUGGCUCUCUGCAGGUGGAGGUGAUCGUCUCCCUCGUGCCUCCGUCAAACAAGUCUUUGAGACAAAAGGUUGUGCUGAUUCUCAGCAGCUCGGUGCCAGUCAACUGGGCCAUUGUUGCUCACGGAGUCCACGGUCAUAUCGAUAUUCACUCCUCCAACAGUGUGUCCCCCCCCCACCCUCCUGAGGACCACCUCACUCUGUCCACCACACUCGUCCCCCAUCUGUCCUCCAUAACGGACCUUCUGGUGUGGGCCAACGCCAGCGGCUACGACAACGUGACCUCAUACACCGAGGCCGACCAGGCCAAUCGCUUUGUGGUCCAGCUGUCUGGAACAGGACCAGCUGUGAGAGCGGUUGCUAAGCGACCUAAAUGGGCGGAGGAACGUCGCCUCAGAGAAUGGCUCCAUGGGGGCCCCGGAUCAGGAGGACGCCCCGAGAGUUUGACAGUGCAGUGCGAGGACGGACGCCUGAGCGUGACCCUGGACCGUCACGCCCUGCAGAGUUUGUCCGUGCCAGUUUCUGCCGUGACUCUGCGCGACCCAAGGUGCCAGGCUCAGUCCAACGGGAGUCACUUCCUGUUGGUGUUCCCGGUCAUUUCCUGUGGGACCGAGGGACAGUUCCUGGGGCGCACCAAAGGGGUGCAGUACAAAAACAUGGUGUUGCUAUGGAGAGAGCUGCCACACAACGUUUCUACACACAAUGACACUGAUUGGACGUCCAAAAGUUCACUUGGCAAACAUGCGCCCUGGGGUCUGGUGCCGGAUCCUGGACCGAUCCCCUUCCAAAAACGCAUACUCAAAUCUGGACCUUUGCUUCUGUUGAAACUGUUUGUCACUGAGAGCUACAAGCAGCGGCGUAUCGGACCGUGUGUCAUCCCUGCAGACCAGCGGGUCUACGUCCAGAUUUCUGCCAUGGGUUCCUUCAUCCAGGUCGCCGAGGUGACCUCCUGUGUGGUCUCUCCUCUCUCCGACCCUAAAAGUUCUCCUUUCUGGGACGUCAUAAGGCACGGUUGUCCCGCAGAACCUUCGCUCACGCUUGUCAAUCCAAGCGAGGAGGAGGAGACCAAAGACGAAGAAGACGAGGAGAUGGAAGAUGAAAAGGAGGUGAAAGACAAAGAUGCCUCCCCUCGCUCCAAAACUGGAGGAAGAGGAAGAGAAGGGUCUUUGAGGGAGGGAACCAGCAGCACGCCCAUACGGCCGUUAAGAUUUAGUUUCCUCUUACGGCCAGUUUACAAUGUCUCCAUGCAGUUUUUGCACUGCAGCCUUCGCCUCUGUGUCUCUGACACCACAUCGGAGGAACCCAGCAAGAAAACGACCAAGAAAGAGUGUGAGGACGGCGAGCGGAUUCCUCCUCUCAUUUCAAGGACGUCUGCACACCAGUGUGAGACCAGAAACCUGACCAGACCCAUGGUGGUCACCCAACCCAUGAGCUCCCGGGCACACAAAGCGGUGAAGGCCGCCACAGGCCAAAGGACAAAGAGACUGUCCCCCCUGACAAGUCCAGAGCCACCCCAGCAACCAAGUGUGUUGGUGCACACAGGACCCGUGAUGGGAAUCGCCUUUGCAGCCUUUGCGAUGGGUGUCAGCUUGAUGGGGGGGCUGUGGUGCAUCUACAGUUCUACUGGCACGCGGCAGAUAUGGCUUGAGGGCGAUGGAUAUUUAACAGACCAAACUCCAGGAAGUAUCACCAGUCCAGCGUCACCGUCGCAUCAGCUCACCAGUUCGGUGUAAAGGUUCCCUCCGUUAGAUGGAAGCAAGACCACUGGAAGUAACACCUCGUUGGGGGUGUUGAGAACUGGAGAAGACCUUUAUACUGACUUCAAAGUGGGGACAAGAACACCUUUCCUGUGCAUUCUAAAUACAGAAAAACUGCUAGUACGAGGCAGCUAACAGUGCUGAUUAUUGUUAAUUACCGUUAAUUCCGGCCUACUUUUUUCCUUCGCCUUGAGCCCUGCGGCUUAUUUUGUUUCAUUUUUUUUUUUACUUUUUUGGACAAACUAGAUACACUGCCUUAUAAGUGUUACAGCAACAAUAUGCUAAUUUUCAACACCAGGAUGCUCAUAGGAUACAGAAUAUUGUGAAAAUGUUACAACAUAUACAAUGAAUCAAAUAU